This is a messenger RNA of Mytilus trossulus (common blue mussel), 562 nucleotides long. RefSeq names its product complement C1q-like protein 3. NCBI's taxonomy places the organism in Eukaryota, Metazoa, Mollusca, Bivalvia, Mytilida, Mytilidae. Bases 23 to 562 code for a protein of 179 amino acids. The transcript is spliced from 3 exons. Gene Ontology annotation, molecular function: protein binding. The record is from RefSeq and is a predicted model, not a curated record.
UUUCCCAUUGUUCAGAAAGAAAAUGAUGUUUAUAUUUGGUCUUGUUUUCUGUCAACUUAUGGUCAUUGCUACAGCAGACUGCAGUCCAAAACUUGAUAAUGCAGUAGUUGAAGAUCUCUUAACAAUGUUAAUUAGAUAUAAAGGAGGAUCUGAAUUCAGAAACUACAGAAAAUUAAGAGAUAUUCCUGCCUUUACUGCAUCCUUAUCAACUUCUCAGAAUAUAAAUGCUAAAGAUGUAGUAAAGUUUGAUAAAGUUUGGACUAACAAUGGAAACCACUACGAUCCUAACACCGGAAUAUUUCAAGCUCCACGAGAAGGGCUGUAUCAUGUAUCCACCACACUCAUGUCAGCAGCCGGAAAACUGGUUUAUGCUCACAUUUGGCAGAAUGAGAAACGGACGGUUGGAUUAUACCCUGGCACUGGCUUCAGCGAAGCUACUGCUAACAUGGUAUUACAUUUAAAGAAAGGCGACAAAGUUACAGUGAGAGGUGGGGGCCAACCUGAUCUGUUCAGCAGUAAUGACUACUACUGUUUGUUCUCUGUUUAUCUUAUAGCACAAUAA